Molecule: messenger RNA, 1257 nt
Organism: Dichotomopilus funicola
Lineage: Eukaryota; Fungi; Ascomycota; Sordariomycetes; Sordariales; Chaetomiaceae
Exons: 3
Coding region: 1-1257 (418 amino acids)
Biological process (GO): regulation of DNA-templated transcription
Molecular function (GO): zinc ion binding; DNA-binding transcription factor activity, RNA polymerase II-specific
Source: RefSeq, a predicted model, not a curated record
AUGACGGAUAUCAUGUCUUACCAGUACCCCCCGCCGCCGAACGGCGCUGACCUGGACAUGCCAUCAGCUGGCUACUUGCCCAACUACACGGUGGCAUCGCAUUCAUCCUCGGGGAUGGACCCUGAUGCCAGGGAUCGGGCGGAGCUGAGGCGGCCGAUAUCAACAUCAGUCGUCGGACCAUCACAGGUUCACCCACAACAGCAAUCCCCAUCGCAACAAUCGGGCCCUGCUGGGCAAGAUGCCUCCGCUGAAAGGCGGCGGAACAAGCUGGGCUAUCACCGGACUUCGGUCGCAUGCGGUCAUUGUCGUCGGCGGAAGAUUCGGUGCGUUCCGUCUCCGAACGAUGGUCAAGGACGUUGCAUAAACUGCAUUCGCUUGAAAAAAGAGUGCAGCUUCUAUCCCGUAGAUCAGCAGCCACCCGUGGACACGAGGCAGAAGUCGGGGUCACGAUCCUCCGCCAGCACGAAAGUCGCAUCCGCCUCCUCAUCACCUUCCAUGCAGCCGGGCAUCCCGUCCGAUAUCCAUGGGCAACAGCAACCCUACCCGCACUUGACGAUGCCGUCUGCCCAGAACAUGGCCCCGCCCAUGAAGCCCACUGGGAGCGAUGGCCAUUCGACUGACUCCAAAGUACCUUCGAGUGUACCCAGCACACGGGGAUACGAGUACGGACAUCAUGGAAUGUCCAACUGGAUGUCGGCGGACACCAGCCCUAGCUCCUCCAAGCCGGGCGACGUGAAUGGGGCUUGGCGGUCGUACCCGGGCGACUCGCCCAUCACACCUGCUUUCUCACCUUACACCCCUCAUGGCCCGUCUCACUCCGCCACUUGGUCGGCAUCUGUGGGCUCUGAGCCGUCAUCACGAGACGACAUCGCGUGGUCCUCGUACCCUGCACCUCCUAGGUCCAUGUCGUUUGGAGGCGAAAAUAUGAACGGCCACCAGCAGUAUCCUCCGAUCUCACAGCUUGGCCACAAUGCUGGCCGCGGUUACGAUCGCAAAGCCAGCUCCGUGUCUGCCGAUAUGUAUUCGCCUCCGAUUGCCACUACCAUCCCUGGAAUUGAGACGGUACCCGGCACGACACCGGACCAAAACGUUUCUCUAUCGGCGGGCGCCGUACCCCCGUCGAGUUAUGCGUCGUGGCAGCAAUCGUACUCGUAUUCAAAGCCGGGUGAAGCAUAUGGCGGGUGGUAUGGGGAGGCGGGUGAACAACACUCGUCGGGGCAUGGACAGCACCCCUCCAACGUUUAUUACGGGCGGUAA